Molecule: messenger RNA, 2760 nt
Organism: Diversispora eburnea
Lineage: Eukaryota; Fungi; Glomeromycota; Glomeromycetes; Diversisporales; Diversisporaceae
Source: the annotation of a GenBank genome assembly
AUGUCUUCAGAAAAAAAGUAUCAAGGUAUCGAACAAGAGGAAAUUCUGGAAGAAGUUCGUGAGACAACUUCAUCAAGUGAAGCAUUUAAUGAAAAGACAGGGAAACCUACAGAAUUAAUAGAACAAGUACAUGUUCAAGCUGCUGAGGAUAUUCCUCCAGAAUUAGAGGCUUUACUUCAUACAGAUCCUCAAACUGGUUUAUCAACCGAAGAAGCUCAAAAACGUUUAGAACAAUUUGGUCGUAAUGAAUUAGCAGAAGUUAAAACGAAUCCUAUUAUAAAAUUCUUAUCUUACUUUACUGGGGCUAUUGCUUAUUUGAUUGAAAUAGCUUGUAUUUGUGCCGCUGUUCUCGAUUUUUCUAUCAUUUUAGCUUUACUUUUCGUUAAUGCCUUCAUUGGUUUCUUCGAAGAAGCUCGUGCUGAAUCUGCUUUAGAUGCCCUUAAACAAACUUUGGCAUUAAAAUCUCAUGUUUGGCGUGAUGGUAGUUUCGUUGAAGUUGAUGUUGCUGAAUUAGUUCCUGGUGAUAUUAUUAGUCUUCGUUUAGGUGAUAUUGUUCCAGCUGAUGCUCGUCUUUUGGGUAUUUCCGUAACUGGUGGUGAAACUGAAGGAACUUUAUCAAUUGAUCAAUCCGCUUUAACUGGUGAAUCUCUUCCCGUGGAAAAAAAGAAAAAUGACAUUGUUUAUUCUUCUUCUAUCGUAAAACAAGGUCAAAUGUUAGCUGUCGUUACAAAAACUGGUGGUAAUACUUUCAUUGGGCGUGCCGCCAAUUUGAUCUCAAUCACUGUUGAACAAGGUCAUUUCCAAAAAGUUGUUGGGGCCAUAGGAAACUUUUUAAUUUUGAUUACCGUGAUAUUAGUCUCUAUUAUCUUUAUCUAUCAAAUGAUCCGUUACAAAGACUUUUUGGAUGUUCUUAGUAGAGUAUUAGUCUUAACUAUUGCUGCUAUUCCUGUCGGUUUACCUACUGUAUUAUCCGUCACCAUGGCUGUCGGUGCUAAACAAUUAGCUGCCAAAAAAGUUAUUGUUAAACGUCUUACCGCUGUUGAAGAAAUGGCUUCUGUAUCCGUACUUUGUUCCGAUAAAACUGGUACUUUGACUCUCAAUGAACUUACCUUUGAUGAACCUUAUCUAUGUCCAGGAUAUACAAAAGAAGAUAUUCUUUUAUAUUCUUAUCUCUCUGCUGAACCGGGUGCAAAUGAUCCAAUCGAAUCUGCUAUUCGUUUCGCUGCUGAAUCCCAACUUGAUAUUCUUAAGAAUCGUGCAAAUAAACAUGAUGUUCCUGGUUAUAAGGUUACUGCAUUCGUUCCUUUUAAUCCUACUACAAAGAUGACCAAUGCUACUGUCGCUAAUCUUGAAACAAAAGAAGUUUUUAAAGUAGCAAAAGGUGCUCCUCAAGUUAUUAUUCGACUUGUUGGUGGUAAUGAAAUGGCUGUACGCGCUGUUAAUGCUUUAGCUGUUCGAGGUCUUCGUGCUCUAGGUGUUGCUCGAACUAUUCCCGGUGAUCUUGAUACUUACGAAUUAAUUGGAAUGAUUUCCCUUCUCGAUCCUCCUCGACCUGAUUCAGCUGAAACUAUUAAAAGAUGUAAUGGUUAUGGAGUUGAAGUAAAGAUGAUUACCGGUGAUCAAUUGAUUAUUGCCAAAGAAGUUGCCCGUAGACUUGGAAUGAAUCGUGUGAUUCUUGAUGCUAAUCAUUUAGUUGAUCCUGAUAAAAGUGAAGAAGAAGUUACUCAACAUUGUGAACGUGCUGAUGGUUUUGCUCAAGUUAUUCCGGAGCAUAAAUAUCGUGUAGUAGAAUUAUUACAAAAACGUGGUUUAUUAGUUGGUAUGACAGGAGAUGGUGUAAAUGAUGCUCCAGCUUUAAAAAAGGCCAAUGUUGGUAUUGCUGUUCAUGGAUGUACAGAUGCUGCUAGAUCCGCAGCAGAUAUUGUCUUAUUAGCUCCCGGUCUUUCUACUAUUGUUGAUGGAAUCACAACAUCCCGUGCUAUUUUCCAACGUAUGAGAUCUUAUGCCCUUUAUCGUAUUACAUCCACUAUUCACUUCUUAAUUUUCUUCUUUUGUAUUAUCCUUGCUGAGAAUUGGGAGAUGGCGCCUAUCCUUUUGAUUUUAAUUACCAUAUUGAAUGAUGCAGCAACUCUUGUAAUUGCUGUAGAUAAUGCAAAAAUUUCAGCCAAACCUGACAAAUGGCGACUUGGACAAUUGAUUACUUUAUCAUUUAUUUUGGGAAUCCUUUUGACAUGUGCAUCAUUUGCUCAUUUCUAUAUAGCUCAUCAUGUUUUCGGUAUUCAAAAAGAUGAUGAACGUUUAGAAACAAUUAUGUAUCUUCAUAUAUCAUCAUGUCCUCACUUUGUCAUCUUUUCAACCCGUGUCUCAGGAUUUUUCUGGGAAAAUCUUCCAUCCCCAAUUUUCUUCAUCGCUGUAAUGGGAACACAAGUAUUCGCCAUGUUUAUUUCUAUUUAUGGUGUUCUUACACCAGCUAUCGGAUGGCCAUGGGGUGUUAGCAUUAUUGGAAUUUCAUUAGGAUAUUUCUUCGUAUUAGAUUUUGUUAAAGUUAUGGUAUUCAGAUAUUGGUCAUUUGAACUUACUACUAAAUUAUGGCCAUCCAAAACUCGUAAAAAUAAAUUACGAGAUCGUAAAGCUGAUAAUAUCUACAGAAAAAAGAUAAAAAUAACCGUUGGUAAAGUUCGAAAGGUAAUACUUAUAUGUAAAGUAUUACUUGCUUUCCAACAUGCCAAACAAUCGAAAAAGAAGGCAAUCACUUCAUAA